Messenger RNA from Malania oleifera, 1905 nucleotides. RefSeq lists its product as uncharacterized. The record is from RefSeq and is a predicted model, not a curated record. NCBI's taxonomy places the organism in Eukaryota, Viridiplantae, Streptophyta, Magnoliopsida, Santalales, Ximeniaceae. Bases 405 to 1445 code for a protein of 346 amino acids. Gene Ontology annotation, cellular component: nucleolus; preribosome, large subunit precursor. Gene Ontology annotation, molecular function: rRNA primary transcript binding. Gene Ontology annotation, biological process: maturation of LSU-rRNA; maturation of 5.8S rRNA. The transcript is spliced from 13 exons.
GACCAGCGAAAGCUUCGUUGGAGCCCUAGGGUGCCUGGCGAGUGGCGACAUCAUCCGCCCCUAUUCUGGCCGUCGAACCUCUCCAACCCUCGCAGCCUUCUUCGCCCUGUUCGUCGGACAACUAGGCCUUCAUAAAGAGAUUCCUCGGAACACUAGCGCGAGUCGCAACGCCAUCCUCUCUCAUCCUUGCCGACGAACCUUUCUCCCAGCCUCGAAGCCUCUUCUCUCUCGAAGGCUUGAAGCCUGUUCUUUGCUCAACUUUUGUGCUUAUAAAGAGGAGAAAAUAGAACUUUUGUUCUUAUGUUGCCUUCACAAAACCAAUCUUCACUCUAGGAGUAUAGUGUUCUACUAUUGGGAAGAAGGGCGGAACACUCACUAGCUAAGUGUUUAAAGGGAUUAGCCUAAUGGUUAAACGAGAAGUAGCUGAUGGAGGAAUCAAAGAUUCUGGCUCUACUAAGACUAAUAAGAAGGAAAUACUUCCAUCCAUGAUAAAGAAUAAGGAGAAGAGAUCAAUUGUCCACGGAAAGCUCAAGCACAAGAAGAAGCUUGAGAAGCGUAAGAAGGCUAAGGCAUGUGAUGCUGCUGAAAAGUUGGCUCUUGAGCUUGGCGAGGAGCCUCCACCAAAGCAGAUACCCCGGACUAUCGAGAACACACGGGAGUUUGAUGAGACUGUUUGCAGGCCUGAUGAUGAAGAGCUGUUUGCAGCAAAUGAUGCAGAUGAAUUUAGUUCAGUUUUGAAUGAUGAACACACUCCCAAGAUUCUAAUCACUACUUGCCGUUUCAAUUCUUCUAGGGGACCUGCUUUUAUAUCAGAACUGCUUUCAGUUAUCCCGAAUGCACAGUACUAUAAGAGAGGGACUUAUGAUUUGAAAAAGAUUAUAGAAUAUGCAAAACACAAGGAUUUCACCUCUGUUAUAGUUGUUCACACUAACCGCAGGGAGCCAGAUGCUCUUCUAGUUAUUAGCUUACCUAAUGGUCCUACUGCUCAUUUCAAGCUUUCAAGACUUGUCUUGCGCAAAGAUAUUAAGGGUCAUGGAAAUCCCACUAGUCACGAGCCUGAGCUGGUAUUGACAAACUUCAGAACAAGCUUGGGUCAUCGAAUUGGAAGGAUGAUACAGUCACUUUUCCCCCGAGAUCCAAAUUUUCGUGGUCGGCGAGUUGUGACUUUUCACAACCAGAGAGACUUUAUAUUCUUUCGUCAUCAUCGGUACAUUUUUGAAAGUAAAGAAAGCAAACCUAGUGACCCAAAAGAUAAAAAUGGAAAGAAUGCGAGUGGUGAAAGCACUUCUAAAGGGAAAUUAGUAGCCCGCCUUCAGGAGUGUGGUCCUCGUUUCACUUUGAAGUUGAUCAGUCUACAGCAUGGAACAUUUGACAGCAAAGGCAGCGAAUAUGAGUGGGUUCACAAGCCGGAAAUGGACACCAGCCGCAGGAGAUUUUUCUUGUGACUUGCUUUGCUAGUCCUUUGGGCCCAGAAUGGAAAGCUUUUCGAGACUCGUGGCCCUGCAAUGGAAGUUGGUUUCACAUAAAAAGAUUGGAGAGUUCUGAAACCUGCAAACAGAAUGGCCGUUGAAAUUUUUGCACAAUGUUCUAUCUUGAUGUGCCCACCUGCCUUGCGAUUGUACCGUUUCUUAAUUCUUUUUGGCUACUGCUAUUUUUUUUUGGGGAAGUCUAGAUUAUUCUGAAUCCAUGUCUCCUUUUGCACUUGCAUUAGUUUUUUUUUUUUUUUUUGUCAUUUUAUAAAUUUAAUUUAGGAUAAAAAAUUACAUUGCAAUGGGUAAGUUCUGUUGGUAGUCCGGCAAAUAUGGGCGUAGUUGUUUGUAUUCAGGUUUCAAAACUUUAAUUUGUUGCACCACUGGUCUCGCAACUAUUUAAUUGCUAUUUAAUUUGGUGCGAUUUGACAUUCAA